UGGACAGACCUCCUGGUGGAGCAGACAGACCUCCUGGUGAGCAGACAGACCGCCUGGUGAGCAGACAGACCAGCAGACCUCCUGGUGGAGCAGACAGACCUCCUGGUGAGCAGACAGACCGCCUGGUGAGCAGACAGACCAGCAGACCUCCUGGUGGAGCAGACAGACCUCCUGGUGAGCAGACAGACCGCCUGGUGAGCAGACAGACCAGCAGACCUCCUGGUGGAGCAGACAGACCUCCUGGUGAGCAGACAGACCGCCUGGUGAGCAGACAGACCAGCAGACCUCCUGGUGGAGCAGACAGACCUCCUGGUGGAGCAGACAGACCUCCUGGGGAGCGGACAGACCAGCAGACCUCCUGGUGGAGCAGACAGACCUCCUGGGGAGCAGACAGACCAGGCUCCAAUAGACCAGGGUAUUGACCAGUGGACCAGGGUCUGGAACAGUAGACCACUAGGCGUAGACCAGAAGAGGAUGCGGGUCCUGCUGCUGCUGCUGCUGUCUGCUGAUUGGUCGCAGGCCCAGAAGUCGGAGCCAGGGCUCGGCGGGUCUGGGGGGGGGGGGUUCAGGGGAGCGGACCGCUACGACUUCGCCCUGGUGGUCCCCGCGGCCACACAGGAAUGUUUCUGGCAUUUUGCCCACCAGAGCGGAAACUUCUACCUGGACCACAUGGUCCAGUGGGUGACUGGGAUGGCGUCUGAUCACCGAUUGGCUGUGAGGGUUCUGUCUCCAGACGGCUCUCUCAUAUCUUCCUCCUACCAGGUCAUAGGUCAAAUCCACUUCGAGACCCAAACCACAGGGUUCUACCAGAUGUGUUUGGGGAACCAGAACCGGCUCGGGGCGGUUCGGGUCUUCCUGAACUUCGGGGUCGUAUACGGAGGUCAAGAGGUCACGGAGGUCAACGGGGUCAACAGCUCUCUGCUCAACAUACAGGGCAGCGUGGUGCGGCUGCAGACCGCGGUGUUCCACAUUUGGAGGUUCUAUUCCCACGCCCGGGCGCGGCGGGGGGGCGACCUCCACCUGCUGGACUCCACCCGGGACUACGUCAGCUGGUGGAGCCUAGCCCAGACCCUCGUCAUCCUGACCGCCGGUCCCCUGCAGCUCCUCUUCCUCAGAAGGCUCUUCAUCAACCACACACACAAGACACGCUGCUGAGACACAUACA
Messenger RNA from Gadus morhua (Atlantic cod), 1165 nucleotides. Its product is annotated as transmembrane emp24 domain-containing protein 6-like. NCBI's taxonomy places the organism in Eukaryota, Metazoa, Chordata, Actinopteri, Gadiformes, Gadidae. The transcript is spliced from 4 exons. The record is from RefSeq and is a predicted model, not a curated record. The coding region runs from base 475 to 1155 and encodes 226 amino acids.